GGUGAUUCCUACAACACGGGCGGGCAGCAGCAGACGCCUGAACAGCUGAUCGCCGCGCAGGUCAACCACGGCCUGCCUCAGUGUGGCGAUAGUCCUGCCUGCUGAGGAGCUACAGGAUGGAGGCGCUCAUACCCAUCAUAAACAAACUGCAGGAUGUCUUCAACACCGUCGGGGCUGACUCCCUGCAGCUGCCGCAGAUCGUGGUGGUGGGCUCGCAGAGUGCUGGAAAAAGCAGUGUCCUCGAGAGCCUGGUGGGACGAUCCUUCUUACCCCGAGGCACCGGCAUUGUGACUCGCCGUCCCUUGGUGCUGCAGCUGGUCUACACUACCUCUGACGACAACCAGCACCGCUCAGCAGAGGCAGGAACUCUAGAUUUGGAUGAAUGGGCUCAGUUUCUCCACAUAAAGGACAAAGUCUUUACAGACUUUACUGAGGUCAGAAAGGAAAUUGAACGUGAAACAAGACGAAUUGCAGGAGACAACAAAGGAAUAUGCAGUGAACCAAUACGUCUCAAGAUAUAUUCUGAUAAAGUUGUUAAUUUAACUGUUGUUGAUCUACCAGGAUUAACAAAGGUACCAGUUGGGGACCAACCAGAGGACAUAGAAAUUCAAAUCCGUGACCUCCUUCUGUAUUAUAUCAGCAACCCAAACUCCAUCAUUCUGGCAGUGUCCUCUGCCAACAUGGACAUGGCAACCUCAGAGAGUCUUAAAAUGGCCAAGGAAGUUGAUCCAGAUGGGCGUCGAACACUGGCAGUCAUCACCAAACUGGACCUAAUGGAUGCAGGGACUGAUGCCAUUGAUAUCCUCUGUGGCAGAGUUAUUCCUGUAAAGCUAGGAAUAAUUGGUGUGGUAAACAGAUCUCAGCAAGACAUAAUUGACAGCAAAUCCAUAAAAGAAGCACUGGCUGAUGAAGCUGCUUUUUUACAACGAAGGUACCCAACUCUGGCCAACCGCAAUGGCACUCCCUACCUGGCCAAGACUCUGAACAGACUCCUGAUGCACCACAUUCGAGACUGCCUUCCUGAACUCAAGACUCGAGUGACCAUGAUGAUGUCACAAUUUCAAACACUCCUCAAUAGCUAUGGUGAUGAUGUCCAAGACAAGGCUCAAACUCUUCUCCAGAUCAUUACCAAGUUCAAUGCUGCCUACUGCCAGACCAUUGAAGGCACUGCCAGAAAUAUUGAAACCACAGAACUGUGUGGGGGUGCUCGAAUCUGCUAUAUUUUCCAUGAAACAUUUGGUCGUACCCUGGACUGCAUCCACCCACUUGCUGGCUUGACACAGAUGGACAUUCUCACUGCAAUACGAAAUGCCACAGGACCGAGGCCAGCCUUGUUUGUACCAGAGGUUUCCUUUGAGCUGCUGGUGAAGAGACAGAUUCGCAGGCUGGAGGACCCUUCCCUCCGCUGUGUUGAGUUGGUCCACGAGGAAAUGCAGAGAAUCAUCCAGUUUUGUGGAACUGAGGUUCAGCAGGAGAUGCUUCGCUUUCCCAAACUGCAUGAAAAAAUUGUUGAUGUUGUAACUCAACUUCUGAGAAGACGCUUGCCUCCCACCAAUUCCAUGGUUGAAAAUUUGGUGGCCAUUGAGUUGGCCUACAUCAACACCAAGCACCCAGACUUUCAAAGCAACACCUCACUAGUGUCAACGUUCUUGGGAGAAGAGGAGAAGACCCGCAGUAUUCCAGUAAGGCGCAGUCACGGCAAUGCACCUUCCACAUAUGAGCAAGAGAUGAGAGAGCAGCCCAAGGCUCAGAGUUUGCAAAGCCUGCAUCAAGCUCUGCCCCGACCAAUAACUUUGGAGAGUCAACCAUCGCAACCUAUAAGCAAGGAUCAAGCCAACAACCAAAACUGGUUUUCCUCACUGAUAGCCGGACCUCGAGCAGAGCUCACAGGCCCCAGCAAAGAACAGUCUCGCGAGGGCUCUCCCAACAUGACUCCUACUCAUCAGCUUUUGGCUGUGUCAGCAUUUGAGGCUUUCACUAAUCCAUCUGAAAUCAUAGAGGUGGAGAAGUUGCCCCAGCUACCCCCACCACCAGCUGAGGGUGGCAUCCUGUCCCCACAGAAGCCGGUUAACCUGCUUCCGGAGGUCCCGAUGCAGCAGACACGCAAGCUCACUGAGAGGGAGACCAAAGAUUGUGAAGUGAUUGAGCGCCUCAUCAAAUCCUACUUCUACAUCGUACGAAAGAGCAUUCAAGAUAAGGUGCCCAAAGCAGUGAUGCAUUUUUUGGUGAAUCAUGUGAAAGACAACCUCCAGUCAGAACUUGUGAAGCACCUCUACCGCACUGAUGAAAUCGACACCUUCCUCUCAGAGUCACCAGAGAUUGCACAACGCAGGAAGGAAGCAGCAGAGAUGCUCAAGGCACUCCAGAAUGCAAAUGUCAUCAUUGGAGAAAUUCGAGAAACCCACAUGUGGUAGAGCAGCGCCCUGCCAUGCACCCAGAUCAGCCUUGUUCGCUGUCAAGCAUUCUUAUGUUGCACAGAUGUAUACACAACACUCCAAUAUUUGAAUGUUAAUUAAUGUUGUCUUUGACUUUUAUUUAUUUUAUUCAUGUAUAUUUUUCACUCUUAACUGGAGAGUAUUUUAUAUUAUGAGUUUAAGGAUUUCCUGUUUUACCCAGUUCAUAAAUAAAUAUAGACACAUCUUUUCAGAACUUGUUUAUGUAUUGAUAUUUUAUUUAACUAUAUGUAUAUUUCAGUUUUAUUCAUGUCUAGACAUACAAAAGUAUUAAGGGCUUUCAUGCAUGUAAAGCUCAGAUGAUUAAUCAAUAUCGUGCCAUAAAAUUAUUGCGUUUGGCUCUGUUCAUGUCAUGAUCCCUAACACAGAAUUGCAAAUUUUUAAGUUUUACUCAUCCCAUUAGACCUUAGAUAUAUAGAGUUGAUGAUCAUUAGUGAACAAAACUGUAAAUGUCUACAGAGCUACUACUUAAAACAUUUAUGUGUAGGUCACAUACCUUGUACUUUGAUUCAAAUGUUUGUGGUACAUGUUGGACAUAUUUUUAUGCACUUCUGUUUUUGUCUUUAGAAUUGUACAUAAUAAGCUAUUUUGUUAAUUGUUAAUAUAUGUAAAUGCUAAAAAAAAAAGAUAAAACUCACCAUCAGGAGUCAGAUGUCACGCUUAACAACACCCUGAAGGAUUGGUAUGGAAAGUCUGAUGGAAACUUUCUUACUUCAGUUUUCCAAAGGUCAAAAUAUUACAUGGCCAAAAAUGACUUCAAUGACUGCAGAUAACUGUAAAGAGUAAAGAAGCCCAGCAAUUUGUCAGCCAUUCCUGGAUUCACUGACAUGCCAGAAGCAUUUGUUGAUUUUAAUAUAAAAUGCUAAUUUUGUGGCCUGUAUCAAUUGCUUUCUACUACCAUAAAAGUGCACAAUAAGGGCCAUAUUAUUUCUCGAUACAGAAAAAUCAAUCAUAAGUUAUAGGUCACCCCAUAAAAAUGUGUUCAGUAAUCUUUCUUUACAUAUGCCAGAACACAGUAAACCAUGCUUGAUUAGACUUCAUAUCUAGUGAUAGCAUACACAGGGAUCUUCAACAGCUGAGUCACUAGACUCAUCCAGUCCUUUGAACUAAAUUGACAGCACUGGCAAAAUUAAUGGGACAUUUUUAGGACAUCCAGACAUUCAAAGCUUAUGGCAAACUCAGGUGGCUCUCACAAUACACUUAUGUAAGCAUGGACUAAAUAAUUUAUUUUAAAAAGCAAUAACAGCGAAGGAAAAAAGUCAUUAACUGAGCCUCACCAAGUGUACUUUAGGCUCUUGAUUAUAUGGAGUUGGUGCCAUGUUUAUUUAUGGAAAGAUCCCAAGCUUGAACUAGUUUAUAUAUAUUAGCUUGCUAAAACUUAUGCCAGGCUUAAACCAAGACUAAAAGGUUUGGUGCUGCAAAAAUACUGUGUCAAACUAAUGCCAAUUAUUCUUGAAGACUUCAUGAAAGUUAUUGCCAAGAAAAGGUUUUCCUCUUAAAUAUGUCAAAGCCAUUCAUUUCUUUUCCAAAACCCACCUUUGGAAAAAAAAAAAAAUUAAAGUACUACUAUCAUACUCCCAGUCUAAACUUAGGACAUUUAGCAGCCAUCCAUUCAUGCUGCCCUUUUUCACACCUGAAUUUGCAAUGGCAUGACUCGGUCUAGGAGCAGGAGCACGCAUGUAUACCGCUAAACCACUCAAGAAGUAUACUCACCAAAAUGGUAUGGGUUACUCCUUUCCUCACCUUAUGCGUCUUGUUUUCCAAUUAUGUUCAUGUUAUAUAUCUGACAGUAUGAAUUGUUUAGGGCUGUAGAAAUACCAAUAUUUUUACUAAUACUGAUACCUUAAACCAAUACUUCAACUUUGCCGAUACUGACACCAUUUCUGAUACUUAUUAAAGAACCUGUUGUGAUACCAAUAUCAAUGAUCAUCACUACCACCAAGUUAUUAACCCAUUCCACCAGGUGACAGGAAUUCUCAAACCAUCUAGGAACCCUGGGUGGCAGGAAUUUCCAGAUGCAGAUGCAGCUUUGUGCCAAAAACUUCCAUCACAUACUGUGUGCAAUAUUUCAAAGAGGAAUGCAAAGUAAAUGGAAAGUCCUCCAUUGCCACUGGCCACAAAAUGAACAUUCAUUAUUGAAAUCAGGAGAAGAGUGACAAACCUUUGAAGUAAUCUAACACAUGUGAGUGCACUUCGACUUUAUACUCACCCUUUUACUGAAGUAAAUAGAACUGAGGGCAGCACUAGUCAGGUGAUUUGUCUUUUUACCAUAAAAAAAAUAAUGCUGAUAUUUGUAUGCACAAUUAUAGUAAUCUUUAUGAGUCCAUCUAAUCCCUGACUUAUUUCUUUUAGCUAGUAAAUUGCAUACCUUAUGCUAUAUAUGGGGUCAAGCUCUCUGAUCAGUGUGAAUGAAGAUUCAAAGGUUAAUUCUUUGAUAUUUUCAAAGUUAAAACUUAACACAUAAAAAAAAUAUGCCAGUUGCUGUUCCUUUUGGUGACAGCAGUGGCUUCGAAGUAUGCAAAGUUACCGGUGCUCAGGGUUGAUUGUUCCACUGCACUAUGAACAGUAAUGAAACAAGUAAAUAUGGAAAUAGUUACAAGUUAAAUUUUCCUUUUUUAAAUGCUUCAUUUGGUGCAUGAAGCAAUCUAAUGUACAUAAUAAAAACUUUAUUUCAUAAA
Molecule: messenger RNA, 5131 nt
Organism: Eriocheir sinensis (Chinese mitten crab)
Lineage: Eukaryota; Metazoa; Arthropoda; Malacostraca; Decapoda; Varunidae
Gene: Drp1
Product: dynamin-1-like protein
Exons: 16
Coding region: 117-2414 (765 amino acids)
Biological process (GO): mitochondrial fission
Cellular component (GO): membrane; mitochondrion; cytoplasm
Molecular function (GO): microtubule binding; GTP binding; GTPase activity
Source: RefSeq, a predicted model, not a curated record